UGCUGCGUCCGGGCCCGCACCUCUUCCCCGACUAUGUCAACGAGAUGCCGCCGGACCUCUCCGCCGUCUUCCCACCCGCCUUCUGCGCUCACCUGCAGGCCUCCUUCAACGCGCCGCAGCUGCAGGCCAUCCACUGGGCCGCCGCCCACACCGCCGCGCACACGCCUGCUGCGUCUGCUAGUGCAGCCGGCACUGCCGCCUCCGGCCGGUCAGGGUCGGGCGGCGUGGGGGGCGGCAAGGGCGACAGCAGCAAGGGCGACAGCAGCAAGGGCGGGUGGCCGUUCACGCUGGUGCAGGGGCCGCCGGGGACGGGCAAGACGCACACGGUGUGGGGCAUGCUGAACGCCAUCCACCUCGUGCACUACCAGCGCUACUACCACUCGCUCCUCGCCAAACUCGCCCCCGCCGCCUCCGCCACUCUCGUACCCGAGGACUCAGCGUCGGCAGGUGCCGGCUCGGAAGGUGUAGGUUCGGCGGAGGUCGUAGGUUCGGGAGGGGGCAGCAUAGAGGAUCUGCUGGAGAGCAUGGAUCGGCUGGCGCCGCGGCGGCAGGUGCGGGUGGCACGCAAGCCGCGCAUGCUGGUGUGUGCGCCGUCCAACGCCGCGGUGGACGAGCUGCUGUCGCGUGUGCUCUCCAAGGGCUUCCUCGACGGCGAGAUGCGCACCUAUCGCCCUGAUGUGGCGCGCGUUGGUGCCGAGGCCGCCACCCCCGCCGCUCAGCCCUUUCCUCGCCUCCUCUCAUGCCCUUUCCUCUUUCUCCCCACCACCCACCCCACCCGCCCAUGCACGCCCCUGGGCCAGGCGGUAUCGGUGGAGCGGCGGUCGCAGCAGCUGCUGCAGAUGCCGGCAGAGGAGGCCGCCCACCACGUGGCAGCGCUGCGCCACAAGGAGGGCCAGCUGGCAUGCCACGUCAGCGUGCUGCAGCGCCAGAUCCGCGAGCUGGUGGAGGCGGGGGGAGGGGGGGGUGGGGAGGGGGGCAGUGCGGUGGGGAUGGAUCCAGAGGUGUUGGUGCAGCGGGAGCGGGAGAGAGAUGCCGUGGUGCAGCGGUUGGCAGUGAGUGUGCAGCAUUGCUUGCUUCUAGGAUGCUCUGCUCUUGUCUCACCCAUCACAUCGUCUUAUGAUGUUACUUUCUCCAUCUUCCUCCCAACACCCGUCUCACCUACCUAUGCCCCAUCAUGCGCUCACCACGCCGGGGUGACCACUUCGCAGGCAGCGGUGGAGGAGAGGGAGCAGGUGGGGGUGGAGGUGGGGCGGCUGCUAAUCGUGCUGGGAGCGAGGCGGGGCGAGGUGACGGUGGAGGCGGCGAGGGCACAGCUGGAGGCGAGCUUUGCGGAGGAGGCCGAGGUGGUCUUCACCACCGCCAGCAGCAGCGGCCGCCGCAUAUUCGCGCGGCUGGCGCACGGGUUUGACAUGUGUGUGUUUGACGAGGCGGCGCAGGCCAGUGAGAUGGCGGCGCUGCCCCCUCUCACGCUGCGCUGCCAGCGCUGUGUGCUCGUGGGCGACCCGCAGCAGCUGCCCGCCACCGUCAUAAGCCGCCUCGCCUCCUCCCUCGAUUACAGCGACCGCCUCACCGACGCGCCCGCCGUCACGGCGCUGGCGGACGAGCCGUACCACGCCGACCCGCUGCUGCGCCCGCUGCUCUUCUUCGACGUCAGCGCCGGCCGCGAGUCGCACGGCGAGCGCUCCGUGUCGUACCAGAACACCACCGAGGCCGCGCUGGCUGUCGCGCUCUUCCAGCGGCUGCAGGAGGUGAGUGCAGCAGCAGGCGCCACAGGGCCAGUGCCAGUGGGGGUGGUGACGCCGUACCGCCAGCAGCUCAAGCUGCUGCGCCGCUCCUUCGACCAGCUUGCCCGCUCCGCCCCCCUGCCCCCCCUGCCCCUGCCUGCCGCCCCUGCCACUGGUGUGGAGCAAGCGGCAGGGAAUGCUGCUGCCAUCCAAGCACAGCAGCACGAGCAGCAGCAGCAGCAGCAGCAGCAGGGGCAGGGAGCACCAGACCCAGGCCCUGCUGCGAGCCAGGAGUGGCAUCCCGGCCUCCUUGCCACACCACCACCCCCUUGUGCCCCUGCUGCUGCCGCGGCCCCACGCGCGUCAGUGGCAGCGGUGGCAGCGGGCGGGGCGGCGCUGUAUGUGAACACGGUGGACGCCUUCCAGGGGCAGGAGCGCGACGCCAUCAUCCUGUCGUGCGUGCGCGCCUCCACGCGCGGGCUGGGCUUCGUGGCCGACGUGCGCCGCAUGAACGUCGCCAUCACGCGCGCCAAGCGCUCCCUCUGGGUCAGCCCACCUCUGCCUGAGCCUCGCCUUCUUGUUUCCGUUUCCCGCUGUGCAGUCACAGCCUACCCUCACCCUACCUCCUGCUCCACCUGCACGCCCCAUUGUCAUUGA
This is a messenger RNA of Closterium sp. Yama58-4, 2381 nucleotides long. Lineage: Eukaryota; Viridiplantae; Streptophyta; Zygnematophyceae; Desmidiales; Closteriaceae. The record is from the annotation of a GenBank genome assembly.